AUGGCUCUAUCACCACAAGAAUUAACUUUAAUUUUAAAUUCUGGCUCAGAACGUGAAAGGAAAUAUGCAAAGGUUAUUUUGCCGGUUAGAAAAGCUGGAAAUAAAUUACUUUGCACAAUACUUAUUAUGAAUGUAAUUGUUAAUUCAGCUAUAUCCAUUUUACUUGAAGAUUUAACUAGUGGAAUUAUUGCUUUUGGAUUAGCUUCUAUUGGAAUUGUUGUUUUUGGUGAAAUUGUUCCCCAAAGUAUUUGUAUUAAAAAAGGACUUCAAGUUGGAGCAAAAACUAUUUGGUUAACUCGUUUCUUCAUGUUGAUUACAUUGCCGUUAGCCUGGCCUAUAGGAAAAUUAUUGGAUUGCAUUUUGGGAGAAGAUUUAGUAAAUAUAAUUACUUUAAAAAUUAAAAUAUUUAAUUAA
Messenger RNA from Meloidogyne enterolobii, 414 nucleotides. The record is from the annotation of a GenBank genome assembly. Lineage: Eukaryota; Metazoa; Nematoda; Chromadorea; Rhabditida; Meloidogynidae.